Molecule: messenger RNA, 5979 nt
Organism: Eriocheir sinensis (Chinese mitten crab)
Lineage: Eukaryota; Metazoa; Arthropoda; Malacostraca; Decapoda; Varunidae
Gene: Vap33
Product: vesicle-associated membrane protein-associated protein B-like
Exons: 6
Coding region: 111-848 (245 amino acids)
Biological process (GO): endoplasmic reticulum membrane organization
Cellular component (GO): endoplasmic reticulum membrane; plasma membrane
Molecular function (GO): FFAT motif binding
Source: RefSeq, a predicted model, not a curated record
GUCACAAUCAGUUGGUGUCCGGCGCAGGCGCGGAGAGGGUCUACGCGGCCAGGCUGUGUCACGUCCCGGAUUAUCACCCCUCUUCCUCCCCUGUGUAAUUAACCUUCAAAAUGGCCAAGGCGGAGCAGGUGCUGGUCCUCGAGCCGUCCCAGGAGCUCAAGUUCAGAGGCCCCUUCACGGAUGUUGUCACGUCUCAGCUAAAACUAUCAAACCCCUCAGACAAGAGAGUAUGUUUUAAGGUCAAAACAACAGCUCCCCGACGGUACUGCGUGCGGCCAAACUCCGGGGUGGUGGAUCCCAAUGGUUCGGUGAGCGUGGCGGUGAUGCUGCAGCCCUUCGAGUACGACCCACACGAAAAGAACAAGCAUAAGUUCAUGGUGCAGAGCCUCUUCGCAUCUGGGGACGGGGAGAUCAGCCUCGACAGCUUGUUCAAGGAGGCGGACAUGAGCCAGUUGAUGGACUCCAAGCUUCGGUGUGUGUUUGAGUUACCAGCCGAUGCAACAGCCCAGGCCCCGCAGAACAACUUGGAUGCCUCGCCAGCACUCCAGCCACAUUUGGAGGCCAAGCCAUCACCCAAGUCAACCAACAGCGAUGCGGAAAUCAAGAAGGCUGCCGACGAGAUCAAACGACUUCGAGAGGAGAUAAGUUCACUGCGUCAGGAAAAUCUUCAAAUGAAGGAGGAGGCCCUGAGGCAACGCAGCACCCUCAACCCCGGGGAGAAGAAGCCAACUGUGGUGUCCAGCGUCAUCCCCCACCACGAGAUGCAGCAAGCCAACCCCAUGAUGCACCUGGUGGCUGCGCUGCUCAUCGCCCUUGUCGGCCUAAUCUUCGGCAAGUUCAUCCUCUGAAGACCUUGGACCCGAGAGAGAGCACCAGGUGGUAGUGAGGACAUUGGCCGACACGAACCCGGCGACUGAGAACACCAAGCCAGUCGUCCACUCUGAGCUGACGCGCCCCACUCACCGCUCCACCAGUCAGUCAGUCAGUCAGGGGUUGUUGUCGGGUGGCGGCCCAGUUACCAGCGGGAUGUGCCACGGCCGCCGCCCUCCGCCUGUCUGUCUAUCUAUCCGCAGCUGUUUGUUUUGCCUUUGAUUCCAUGAUGAUGAUGAUGAUGAUGAUGACUUGGAUGUGUUUAGUACCACUUUUUGUUCUUGUUUUCACCGUCAGUCACCCGGGCAUGUCCACAAGUCUUAUUCAAGUUAUAAUAAAUGUGGAAAGCGAAACGUCUUCUCACUCCAGGUUUGUGAGGCCAUCGCCGCCGCCGCCGAGGCCGCCACUCGGGGCGCAGCUGCCGGGGGGUUGGGGCGCCCGCCGGGGCCCGCUAGAGUGCUUACCGUUGUUGGUCUAGGAGUUAAUCUUAAAAAAAUACAGUUAUACAAUUUUUAAUGGUCAAUUAUUUUGUAUGAAAACUGUGCAGAAAAUGUUAUAUACUACUACUACUUUUUAUUUUUAUUUUUCACAGACAGUUAUUAGCAUUUUUGCAUUCUGGAGAUGCAUCCAUCACUCUGCCUGUGAUUAGUUACGACUCACAUUGUGAAAUACUUCAUGUGCUCUUUUCAUAUACAUAUAUAAUUUAGCAAUAGGUCGAGCAGCAGCAAGGGUCCAGUCCCCGCGCCAGACCGACCAGGAAGGCUGCGCCGGGCCUAGAGGCGAAGCAGCAGUGUCAAAUCAAGGCCACUUAUCGGCUGUUUGUUUGUAUGCCUCGGCCCAGUUUUUUGGUUCUUCUGGCGUGGGGACUAGUAGAGGUCUCUCGAGGCUGACCCUCAGCGGGCAGCACUGAGGUUACUGGUCUGUCACUUAACCAGUUGGUCCUUCUAUCAGUACAUGCAGUGGUACCAUCAAUACGAACACCACUGGAUCAUUCAUACAAGCACCGCUGAAGUUACUGGACUAUCACUAAAGAAAUUGGUCCUUUAAUCUGGGUUUGGCAACAUUCAGUGGUACCUUCAAAAACACCUCUGGAUCAGUCAUAGAAGCUCCACUGACAUUACUGGUCCUUCUAUACAAGCCUGCAACACCUCCAGGCUUAAGGACCAAUGCAAACAGAGGUACCAUCCAAAACAACACCUCUGGAUUGGACAUAGAGGUACCACUGACAUUACUGGUCCUUCUAUACAAGCCUGCAACACCUCCAGGCUCAAGGACCAUUGCAAACAGAGGUACCAUCCAAAACAACACCUCUGGACCGGACAUGGAGAGCAACACUUAAGACACUGUUCCUCCUAUACAAGCCUGCAACACCUCCAGGCUUACAGGUAGUGCUGCCAUCUGUGAGACACCUUUGAGACACCUCCUCCACCUGGCUGGUGCAUACGCAGAGCGCUGGUGGAUGCAGAGCUGAGAACAGGAGAGUUUGGCUACAUUCAUCAUGGGCGGCAGGUCGUUACGCAGAGAGCCGUGCGAGAUUGAGAUGCUGAUACGAUAUUCAUGUUUUUUGAGCUCGAGGUACUUGUUGGAGAUCCUCAUGUACCUUGAGUAAAAAAAACUAUGGUGUCAGCUUCUUGGAUUUUGUGUUGCUCUUUUCGUAACAACCUGGCGCCUAUGGUUGAGUUGGCAAGGCUCUCCUGUUCUGCGGCUCUGGGUGGAUGUGUCGACUAAGCAAGCUUGGGUCGUUUUCUUCGCCCAGGCCAAGCGUGAGAGCUGGUUGGUUAUUGCUAUCAGUUUAUAUGAAGUCUAUUUAUUCUGCACCAUCUGGAGAUAUUGUUGAAGCGUGCGAGAAAGAGAGAGCGAGCGAGAGUCUAGAAGAGAGCUUAUUCACGUUUUAUUUUUUUUCACUCGGAAGAACUACCGCCAAAAACUACUGCUACUACUAUUAUCAUUUUGUUGUAGCUCUCGUAGUCGUCGUAGUUACGGUACUUUUUUAUGGUUUGUAUUUUUUUUCUGCGUCACGACAACUUGGAAAACGACACCUGACAUCCUCCCUUCCUCCUCCUCUGUCGUCGUCGUUGCGUCAUCGUCGUGUCCUUGAGUUCGCUUGACGAUACUUGACUCGGAAGCUUCCACGAGUCGCCUGGCUUAGGAGACACUAUUCCAAGGACUAUUGAUACAGGGAGAGGAUGGCUAAGACUCGAACAUCCAUCUAUUCAACAUCUAUCUAUUUAUCCGUCUGUCACUGUUUGGGUAUGUUCGCCAACUCGCACGCACCGUUCUGUCUCGUCCUCGCCUCAAAAGCUACUAAGGGACACUGACCAUACAUGUUAAAAUCAAAUACUAGGGAUGGAUGUUUGAAAGUACGUAGCCAUUCCCCUGAUACCUCAUUCUGUUUGUGUUUACUCUCCUAGUCCUCCUUUUCAGACAAGAACAGACAGUACAGUUCGACCCAUAAUGAAAACCACAUCUCUGAAAGCACUAUUUUUUCUCUAUUUAUUAUUCUCUUCACAGCUCCUCCAAUAUAUAAUUCAGUAUACCUCAUUCUGUUUGUGUUUACCCUCCUAAUCCUCCUUUUCAGACAAGAACAGACAGUACAGUUUGACCAAUCAUGAAAAACACAUCUCUGAAAGCACCAUUUUUCCUCUAUUUAUUAUUAUCUUCCCAGCUCCUCCAACAUGUAAUUGAGUUUUUAUAUACCUUCCUCGCCUUUCUUUCGACACAAGGGCCGACAGCUCAGUUCUACCUAUCAUGGAAAACAUAUCUGAAAGCACUCCUAUUUUUUCCAACACUCUUCGCAGCUCCUCCUCUGACAUUUAAUUCAGUUUGUGUUUUCCUUUCUAGUCUUCCUUUCAACACAAGAACCAACAGCAUAGUUCUACCCUUGAUGGAGGACACAUAACCCAUCUCUGAAACUACUCCUUCACUCCUCUUUCUCACCCACACAUCACAACACCUUUGCAGCUAGUUCAGUUCAGUACCCUUUUUGUCCUAUCAAACUAUCGUGUUUCGAGUUGACGAACAUACCCCGAUCACCCAAGGAAGCGAGGCCGAUACAAGACUCCACAGGGUUACUAGCGGGCGGGUUAGGCGUCAGCGUAGGCUCUAGAGAAAAGCCGAACCAUAGCCCUGAAAAGACGGUAAAAGGGAGGACUUGCAUAUAUACCUGUUCGGCCCGUGAGAGGAGAUCUUGGCAGAGUUUUCGGGACUUGCCUUUGGAGAGCACUUCGUCACUGUAAGACAUAGCUAUUAUUAUAUGGAGGGGACGCCCGCCAGUCCACACGCCAGUCCAGUCAGCCCUCACACCAGGAAGGUAAUAUUUUUUUGCAUUUAUUGGUUUCUUACAGUUACGAAAGCUGUUGCGAAAUGUACAUUGAUAGAGACUUCAUUCUGGGAGUACCAUAAAUAACUGUUAACUUGUACUAGAAAAUGAUGAAGCUUCGGGUAUCGAUAGUUAUUUCAUUUAUUUUUCUGCAGCUACGAAGGCAGUUUGGGAAGUUGCGAGUAUUGAUAGCGACUUUAUUAUGGCCAUACAGCAAACAUCUAUACACUUGUACUAGAAAAUAUAUUAAGCUUUGGAUAUUGAUUGUUUUCUUUAUUUAUUUUCUUAUGCAGUAAUGAAGGCUGUUACGAAGUGAGUACAGCGAUCAUCUAUAAACUCAAACUAGAAAAUAUAUAAAGCUUUGGGUAUUUAAACAAGCAAACAAGUUAUAUAUCAAUAGACACUCUUCAUUUUGGUCUAUUAUCUCAUACCAGGAAAUAGUAAGCUUAGGGUAUGUAUAUAUAUAUAUUAACAUGAGCAAGGUCUAUUAUGUAUAGGUCAAUAGACAACCAUUUUUCAAACCCUACGACAUGGCACCGAGUCAACCGGUGCCGAGAUGAACAUAUAUCUAUAGUUCUUGAGUCGACCUUAUCUGAUCUUACAGCAAUGCAUUCGUAAACUCGCCUCAGCUCUGAGUAAGGUCGGUAUCCUGAGAUGUCUCCGCCUCCUAUGCCAAUGAUUUCCAACAGUCGAAAAGAAGUUUAAUCGCAUCCUCAAUUUUUUUUUUUAUGUUUACAGUGCAGAAGCUUUAUCAGGCUACCACUGGGGUCAUAAAACUACCCCUGGAAUGGCCUGUGACUCCUGCAAAAAGCCCUGUCUGAUGUGUGCUUGGAUGCUGAAAAAUUUUGAUAAUGUGACCCUAAGUUUGGUGUGUGGGCAGACUGGCCUGGUGUGUGUGUCUGUGUGGACUGGCGGACAUCCCCUCUCAACCGCAUUACCCUGGGAACAUGCAGCCCUUCAUAAGGUGUGACUCGCAUGGUCUAACAGUGAACUAUAAGACCCAUAACCUAGACCAGUUGUUUUUCGUCCCUUGUAUUGGUUUGGCAAGGCAUAGUUUUCGCCCUCGACCUUUUCCUCUGUUUACGUUCCGUGGUGUAGGGAGUGCGAGUUUCUGUUUGUCAAUGGUCUGUCUAGUGAAGGCGAUCAUUGUACGGUUUGUCUUUUCCUCCUCGGUUUGUGUACAUUACUGUAGAAUGGAAGAGCUGUUUGUACAAAAGGAAAAGUUGUUCCUUGUAUAUAAGUUAGUGUGGUAUGUUCCUCCCUCCUCCUGCCUUGAGUCACUCUUGUUUCUCAUUCUGUCAUUUUGUGAUCCCUACCCUUCCCUUCCUGCCCUUCCUGCCCUGCCCCCACCUCCUCCUCACCCUCACCCCCACCCAUGGUUUAUGUACUGGUAUACAUUUAAACAUUCAUUGUCAUUACUUGUGAACUGUUGACGUGGCCGCAAACUUUCACCGGGAGUUGUGCAGCUUGCCGGCAGCCUCCACGGACCAGCGGCAGAGCGUCAUCAGCAGCGGCGAGAGUUUCGGACACGUCGAGACAGCACUUCCCAGUAACCAGUUGCUUGUAAACACUUCCUCCUCGUGCACAGGACAAACAACGUGGCUAAGAUCUGGGGCCUGCCCGACGUGCUGCCCCGCCCCGCCUCGCCGCGGUGCCGGGCAGCGCGGCGGAGUGUAGUCGGUGUAUUUUUCACACUAGUCUGUAACGCCCGAUCGGUCAGUCCCGGAUAAAUUUGUACUGUGUGUACAGUGUGCAGCGUGUCAUGAUGAUAAAUGUCACACCUUAAUGUA